Molecule: messenger RNA, 1276 nt
Organism: Striga asiatica
Lineage: Eukaryota; Viridiplantae; Streptophyta; Magnoliopsida; Lamiales; Orobanchaceae
Source: the annotation of a GenBank genome assembly
CUUGUUUUAGCCCAAGACACAAACCAGCCCGAAAAAGAUAAAUAAAACUGCUAUUAGGGUUCUCAACUGCUCAGCUGUCACCACGCCGCUCGUCAAGUUCACCCCCAUCGCCAAACCUCUCAGCGAAAAUGGCUCGGGUUAAGGUGCACGAGCUCCGGCAAAAGAGCAAGGCGGAUCUGCUGCAGCAGACGAAGGAGCUCAAGGCGGAGCUCUCGCUGCUGCGCGUGGCGAAGGUCACCGGCGGCGCCCCCAACAAGCUGUCGAAGAUCAAGGUGGUCCGGCUGUCGAUUGCGCAGGUGCUCACCGUCAUCGCGCAGAAGCAGAAGGCCGCGCUGAGGGAGGCGUACAAGAACAAGAAGUAUCUGCCUCUCGAUCUCCGUCCUAAGAAAACCCGCGCCAUCCGCCGUCGCCUCACCAAGCACCAGGCAUCAUUGAAAAUAGAGAAGCAGAAAAAGAAAGAAAUGUACUUUCCGCUUAGGAAAUAUGCUAUUAAGGUCUAAGUUUUGCUAGAGGUGGGAUCUUGAAGGAUAUUGAUAUUUCAUUUCAAUUUCAUCAUUGGACUCUGAGGCUAGACACGGAACUAUUGGUCUUUGUAACUAGCAAUCAAAUUUUGUUCUCUUUACGUUUUCGGACAUGCAUUUGUUACGUGGAGCUAUUCAUGAACCAAAUUGUUGAAUGCAUAUUAGUUCUGUUUUUUCUACCGAUAAUGGUCUUAAUAAGUACUCUAGUAGGUCAACAAGCUCCAGAAAUCAUAAUCUGAGCUUAUUUAAGUACCCAAUGAGGGUACAAAUGAAGCUAUGAGGUCUGUUGUUCAUGAGGUGAUUAAGUGGAUAUUUAACAAAAUUUAGGUUGGUUUCUUAAUCGAACAGCAAAAGCUUGUGUAGAGUGCAGUUUCUCAUCAUUUAUUUGAGAUAUCUCGGAUAAGAAUUGUAAUAUCCCUUUCAGUUAUCUCAGUUAUUAUGAGUUAUUGUUCCAAGAAAUAAGUAAUUUCGAGUCCAAGAUAGUGAGUUAUCGGACCGAAAUUAAGAAUUUUCAAGGAACAAGCCACACGAGUCGUGUGAAGAGACACACGAGUCGUGUGAAACCACACGAGUCGUGUGGAGAAGCACACGAGUCGUGUGGGAGGGAGAUGUGAUGAAAGUUAGCCUCGGGAUUUUGACACGAAUCGUGUGAUGAGCCACACGAGUCGUGUGAGGCUACACGAGUCGUGUGACUUAGCUACACGAGUCGUGUGAGAUGAUGAAUGAUUAAGAGAAAAAGUGUCGGCAAGCCACAC